Molecule: messenger RNA, 2747 nt
Organism: Abrus precatorius (Indian licorice)
Lineage: Eukaryota; Viridiplantae; Streptophyta; Magnoliopsida; Fabales; Fabaceae
Product: RAP domain-containing protein, chloroplastic
Exons: 5
Coding region: 397-2448 (683 amino acids)
Biological process (GO): regulation of mitochondrial mRNA stability; chloroplast rRNA processing; mitochondrial RNA processing
Cellular component (GO): chloroplast; mitochondrial matrix; ribonucleoprotein granule
Molecular function (GO): RNA binding
Source: RefSeq, a predicted model, not a curated record
AAGUCUCAUUCUCAUCUCUCAGUUCUCCUAGUUCUCUUCUUCUUCAUCUUCUGCCACAUCCUCGUUUCCGGUUUUCUUCUUUAUCUCCGGCGAAACUUUUGACGCCGAUAGCAGUCAUUUUCUUCAUCUCUGGCGAAGCUUCCGACGUGACCCAAACGUUUGCUGGUCGUCUUCUUCAACUCCGGUGAAGCUUCCGACGCGACUCAGACAUUUACCGGUCAUCUUCUUCAGCUCCGGCGAAACUUCAGGCGAACCUCCACGUUUUCCGGAACCCCUGUUAUGAGUUAUUGAUUGCUGUUUAUAAGGAGGGAACUGGGAAAGACUACAGUUUUUAUUGAGUUGCAUGGUCAAACCGGUUUGAUUAAUUUGUUUUCUUUUUGAGGAUAAGGAAAGAGUAUGGAAGGGUUAUUGAAUUCUUUGCUAAACCAAAGUUGUUUAAAACCCUUUGGUUUUGCUCCAAGACUUAGUUAUAAUUUUCCAGAGAUCACGAGAAAUAGGCAUUUAAAUCGAGAACCCAAGUCUUGCACCCUGAGAAGUAAUUGCGCACGUUUAGGUAGAGACACUACCACUGGCUCCAGAGGAGCCAGUGUUACUGCACUGGAUGGUGAUGAUAAAGGAGAGGAGUCUAAUAUGGACUGGGAAGUGGAGUUCCUUGGGGAACUGGAUCCAUUUGGUUACCGGGCUCCUAAGAAAAGGGGAAAAGAACAGAGGUCAAAGUUGCUUGAUAAUACUGACGGAAUGGAUUGGUGUGUGAGGGCAAGAAAGAAGGCACUGAGAUCAAUUGAAGCGAGGGGCAUGACUGAUGUGAUGGAAGAUUUAGUCGCAGUGAAGAAGAAAAAGAAGAAGGGUAAGAAGAAGUUGGAGAGCAAGAAGAAAAUUGUUAAGAAAAUUGAGGACAUGGAAGAUGAUCUUGAGUAUAGUUCGGAGGAAGACUUGCCACAGCCUAUGCAACCUGUGAAUGAUUUUGGUGAUUUGAAAAGGAGGGUGAGUAUGUUUGCUGAUGGAAUGUUUGUAGAAAAGAAGGAAAAAACAAUGGAAGAAUUUGUCAAUAGGCUUUCUCAAUUCUCUGGGCCAUCUGACCAUAGAAAAGAAGUCAACUUGAACAAAGCAAUUACAGAAGCACAGACUGCAGAGGACGUCUUGGAGGUUGCUUAUGAAAUAAUUGUUGCAGUUGCGAAAGGUCUUAGCCCCUCACCUCUGUCCCCCUUGAACAUUGCUACUUCUCUUCAUCGCAUUGCUAAAAAUAUGGAGAAGGUUUCUAUGAUGAGAACUCGAAGACUGGCUUUCGCUCGACAAAAAGAGAUGUCUAUGCUUGUGGGCAUUGCAAUGACAGCCUUACCCGAAUGCUCUGCUCAAGGAAUUUCUAACAUAUCUUGGGCAUUGUCUAAAAUUGGAGGUGAAUUACUUUAUAUUUCAGAAAUGGAUAGAAUUGCGGAAGUUGCACUGACCAAGGUUCAGGAAUUCAACUCUCAAAACAUUGCUAAUAUUGCUGGUGCUUUCGCAUCAAUGCAGCACUCUGCUCCUGAUCUCUUCUCCGAGUUGUCCAAAAGGGCUUCAGACAUAAUUCAUACCUUCCAAGAACAAGAACUUGCUCAGCUUUUGUGGGCUUUUGCUUCUCUGUAUGAGCCUGCUGACCUUGUAUUUGAUUCUUUAGACACAGUCUUCAAAGAUCCUUGUCAAUUGAAAGGUUAUAUUAGUGGAAAGACAUCAAAUAAUGAUGUACAAGUCAGUGUUGAUAGAAGUGGUGCCUCAAAUGGAUCUCUUGGUUCUCCUAUACUAACUUUAAGUAGGGAUCAGCUUGGGUCUAUUGCUUGGUCCUAUGCUGUCCUUGGACAAAUGGAUAGGAGAUUCUUCACUUAUGUCUGGAAAACUCUCAGCCAUUAUGAGGAACAAAAGAUUUCAGAGCUGUAUAGGGAGGAUAUCAUGUUUGCUUCUCAGGUUCAUCUUGUAAACCAGUGCUUGAAGCUUGAAUACUCACAUCUUCAGUUGUCAUUAUGCGGUGAGCUCGAGGAUAAAGUUGCUCUUGCUGGAAAAACUAAAAGGUUUAAUCAGAAAAUAACUUCAUCAUUUCAGAAAGAGGUUGGACGUCUACUUAUUAGCACUGGCCUGGAAUGGGUCAAAGAAUAUGUUGUGGAUGGAUACACUUUGGAUGCUGUGCUAGUUGAUAAGAAGCUUGCUUUGGAGAUUGAUGGUCCAACUCAUUUCUCGAGAAAUACUGGUGUUCCGUUAGGACAUACCAUGUUAAAACGCCGAUAUGUCACUGCUGCUGGUUGGAAAGUCAUCUCAUUAUCCUAUCAGGAGUGGGAAGAACUUCAAGGAGCAUUUGAGCAAGUAGAGUACCUUAGGAACAUUCUCAAAAAUCAUAUAGAUGAAGGAUAUGCCAAAACUACAUUGACUGAGCUUUCAACAAAACCAUGUUCAUCAAAGAGGGAACAUCCAUCGAUAUAAUGCGGAAUGAAGAUGGGUGGAAUAUGGCAGGUGAAGACGUACUAGAUUCUGACCUUCGGUUCAUCUUUGGUUUCCCGUUUGAGGAGCCGAAGUUAUUUUACUGCUAAAACUUUACUUCUACCAUGUUGGGAGCCAUUAAGCCAAUGCGAAUCCAAAGCUGUAAAAGGACACAUGCAAUCAUAGUUAGGUAGGUAGGCAUGGCUAAGAGUGCUCCAAGUACUUGUUAAAGAAUAACUACAUUUAACACUACUAAUAUUUUUUAAAUACAUUGAUUGUCUUGCAUUUGCAGGAUAAAAAUG